UAGAGUCCAACAGGGCAUCGGAGGAGGAGGUGUUCCUGGCAGCCAUCUUGGAUGUGCGGAGUGAUUGUUUAAGCGAGAAGAAUUGGCAUUUUAUUUUUUAGAAAAAGAGCCUUUAUACUGAAUCGUUGAAGAACUGCCGGAGCGGGGCGACUGAGGAAAGACAUCGCAGCUCGGAAAAAUCCAGUGAAAGAAGGCAUGAAGACAUCAUCCUAGUCAUCAGCCAUGGCCGAUAAAAGGAAACUUCAAGGUGAAAUAGAUCGAUGUCUGAAAAAAGUAGCGGAAGGAGUGGAACAGUUUGAAGACAUAUGGCAAAAGCUUCACAAUGCAGCUAACGCAAACCAGAAGGAGAAAUAUGAAGCAGACCUCAAAAAAGAGAUUAAAAAGCUACAGCGUCUUCGAGACCAGAUCAAGACGUGGGUUGCAUCCAACGAGAUCAAAGAUAAAAGGCAGCUAGUAGAGAACCGCAAACUCAUAGAAACGCAAAUGGAGCGGUUCAAAAUAGUGGAGAGAGAAACCAAGACGAAAGCGUACUCUAAAGAAGGGUUGGGUCUGGCCCAAAAGGUGGACCCGGCCCAGAAAGAGAAGGAGGAGGUCGGCACGUGGCUAACGAAUACGAUAGACACGUUGAACAUGCAGGUGGACCAGUUCGAGAGCGAAGUGGAGUCUCUUUCAGUCCAGACGAGGAAAAAGAAAGGAGACAAAGAGAAUCAGGACCGGAUUGAGGAGCUGAAGAAGUUCAUUGAAAAGCAUCGAUACCACAUCCGGAUGCUGGAGACGAUACUGAGGAUGCUGGACAACGACUCAAUUCAGGUGGACGCCAUCAGGAAGAUCAAGGACGAUGUGGAGUAUUAUCUAGACUCGUCGCAGGAUCCAGACUUUGAGGAGAACGAGUUCCUGUACGACGACCUGGACCUGGACGACAUCCCUCAGACGCUGGUCGCCACCUCCCCGCCGGGAAACUCGCAACUGGAGGACGAGAUCUUCCAGCACUCCAGCAGCACACCCACCUCCACCACCUCGUCUUCACCCAUUCCCCCCUCGCCUGCCACUUGCACUACGGAGAACUCAGAAGAUGACAAGAAGAGGGGACGUUCAACAGACAGUGAAGUCAGUCAGUCACCUGUGAAGAACGGAAACCCCUCUUCCUCGUUAUCCUCUUCCUCCUCCUCCUCCUCUUCCUCAUCCUCCUCCUCCUGCUCUUCUUCCUCCGUCUCGGGACUGACCUCAUCCUCACUUGUCUCUAUGGCGACCAUCACUGGGAGCGGACUCAGCGGCUCCGGGGCCAACAGUCACCACAGCGGCUUGGGGGGUCUCCUCUCCAACACUUCCGCCGGCAGCUACAGCAACGCCACCCAGCAGCAGCCGCACCCGUCAGCGCAGCAACAGCAGGUCAAACACCUAGUUAGCUCCCCGUCCUCCGCUCCCAUCUCCAUCCCCAUCCCUAUCUCCUCCAACAACAGCCACCUGGUGUCCUCUGCGUCUUCUCCCCCCAACGCCAUCACGCAGGGGCUCUUCACUUCAAACUCCCAGUCCCAGUCUCUGUCGGGGCCCCCGCCUACCUCCAACAGCCUCGGCCUCAGCCUGGGCCUCUCGCUGGGGAAAGGCGGCAUGUCCGGCGGCAUGUCUGGUGGCAUGUCCGGCGGCAUGUCCGGCGGCAUGUCCGGCUCCAUGGCGACCAGCCCGAUGUCCGGGAGCCUCGGCCUGUCAGGGAUGCCGGCAUCCCUGAGCUCCAUGGCGAGCCUCCUGUCCGGCUCCACCCCGGCACCCUACGCUCAGGCCGCCGCCUCAGGAGCGAUCGGCUCCGGCCUACCGGGCUCCCUGGGCGGCAUCGGCAUCAGCCCCGUGACUACCAACAGCGCAGUGGGCUCCAUCGGCAGUGGAAGCAUCACAGUCGGCGGGCCGACGUCCUCGACGGGAGGUCUGCUGGGCCCAGCGCCGGGGUUGCCCAGCGUCGGCUCUGGGAUGCUGGGUUUGGGUUCUGGUCAGUCGGGGAUGCAGGGCUCCUCCCUGGUGUCACUGAGCCCAGUAGGAGGUUUAGCGCCGGGCAGCGGAGUGGGAGUCAUCGGGAGCAACGGGGGCAGCUCGGGAUCAGCAGGGAGCGGCGUGGUGGGAGGAAACAUGUCGCUCUCCGUCAGGUCGCCGAGCCAGCAGAAGCAGAAUGGUAGCACUAGUGAGUAUCAAUGUUACAGCGCUGUGGUAGCAGACAGCACAACAGACUCCGCCCUCACCAGUGCCAGCCAAUCACUAAGCAGCCAAUCCUUGUCUCUGACCUCCACAGCCAAUCAGCCUAAGGACACUGGUUCCAGUUUACUGGGCUCUAUUUGUUUGUCGUCCAGCUCCCCGUCGCCGGCCUUUUACAGCGAGGCCAAAACGGUGAGCAGCGGCAGCCUGCUGAACGGGCCGCUGUCCUACUCGCAGUCCUCCGACAGCAUCAAGCCCCAGGAGCCUCUGAGCAGCCUGAAGUCCAUGGCCGAGCGAGCAGCACUCAGCUCAGGGAUGGAGGGAGACGUGCCCUCUCUGCACCUCACACCAGUCUCCGUCUCCUGUUUCUCUUCAGACAUCUUCCCCAGCAGCACUACGGCCCCCUCGGGCCCCCCGUCAGCACCUCAGCUCUCGCUGUCAGAGGUCAGCAUCCCCCCGUCACUGGGGGUUUGCCCGCUGGGGCCGGUUCCCCUGUCCAAAGACCAGCUCUACCAACAGGCCAUGGAGGAGGCGGCGUGGACGCACAUGCCCCACCCGUCCGACUCCGAGAGGAUCAGGCAGUACCUGAUGAGGAACCCGUGCCCCACCCUGCCUUUCCACCACCAGGUGCCACCGCCUCACUCAGACACUGUAGAGUUUUACCAGAGGCUUUCCACGGAAACCCUCUUCUUCAUCUUUUACUACCUGGAGGGCACUAAGGCCCAGUAUCUGGCAGCCAAAGCCCUGAAGAAGCAGUCAUGGAGGUUCCACACAAAGUACAUGAUGUGGUUUCAGAGGCACGAAGAACCCAAGACCAUCACGGAUGAGUUUGAGCAGGGAACGUACAUUUACUUUGACUAUGAGAAAUGGGGCCAGCGGAAGAAGGAAGGCUUCACGUUUGAGUACCGGUACCUCGAGGACCGAGACCUCCAGUGACCUGCAGCGAGACGGACGCAGACGAACGAACAGCUGAGGAAGUGAGAGAGGGACAGACGGAUGAAGAGCAAACAACAUGAAGAAGGGUGCUCCGCCUGCUGACAUUCCUGGAUUUGACCUCGGCUCGUCGGGGAGAUGUUGGGGUCGGAGGGGGGGCGAGCGGGUUUUGCAGAGGCUCCUUUACAACCCCUCCCUCCCUCCAACCCUCCAACCCUGCCUCAUCAUCCUCACCCCGGCAGUGAUUACUCCUCCCACCCUGUCAUCCCUCCUCCUCCUCCUCCUCCUCCUCUUCCUCCACCCCUCCAUCAUCAGGUCUUUUUAUUUCUAUAUUUUCCUGAACUGGAAACAAAACCAACAAGACUCUGGUUUGUUUUGUCAGAUAAGACACAGAUAAGAACCACACCUUAUAAUCAGACUAUCGUGUGCUUUCCCCCCCCUCUGUGUUAUCUUCUUAUGUUGGCUUUAAAAAAACCUUAGCUUAUAUUAGCCCCUUUAAGAACCAAAGAUAAUUGGUUAAUUAUACAGUACAGCCUCGGUCCCCUCUCUAGACAGACUCCUCAACCACGCACUCUAAAUCGGUGUUGUGUCUGGAGCAGCGAUCCAGCAGCAGGGCAGGAUGAAGAAGUGAAAAAUGGGACUUAAGUUUUGUGAAUCCAGCGAUGAAUAAGGAGGCGAUGGUCAGAGGGGAACUGACUCGAGAUCAACUACAGGAACUUUACGACCCGUAACGUCUAGGCUCAGCCUCGUUUUUCAUUAUAUUUUACAAACCUUUGGAUAUGUACUCCAGUGCUGCCAGUUUAUUAGGUACACCUAUAAACCGGCAGCGGAGUGAACAUUAUUGAAAAGGCGACAGCGCUUUUGAAACCUCAGAUAAACGUCGUUUUUUUUAUAUCAUUUUGUCAGUGGUGCUAAUAUGAACUUUUGUUUUGCAGUUAUAUUUGGUGACUUUUAAAAAGUCUGUACCAUUAAAUUAAUCGAGUAACGGCAACCAACCGCAGCAGGAGGUCUAGACCGGCUCCGGACCAGAGCAUUGUUCAGGCUGCCGGUCUCGCUCCCUCUCUCUGCUCCGUACCAUCAAAACAAAAUCUGAGUCAACAGUCGCUUCCAACUUUUUUUUUUUUCUUCCAUAAAGUAACUUUGUGGUAAACAUACCUACGCUAACCAAACGCUGCUGGGAGAUAUAGUUAAACUGUUAAUGGACUCUCGAGGCAACAAAAGACCUGAACUUCCACAUCUAAACACGCGUCCUCCAUUAUUAAUUGUAGUGUUUCUUUCCCCCUCGAGAGUAUGUCAACUUGGAUAUAGUACCGCCUCCUGAGUAGUGCAGAGAUUUAGCUUCAGGAACUCGCCCCGCAAAGAAGCGGUGAGCGGGGGAGCACAAUUGAAACAAAAGCAGAGCCUAUGACGACAGCUACACCUUAAAGGGAUAUUUCAGGUCUUUGAAGUAGUCUGAGAUACUUCUCCAUAGUCUGUAUUACCUACAGUAGAUGAUGGUCAGCACGCCUCCAGCAAAACCUAUUUUAGACACCUAAAAGAAAGGCCCACCUAAAAAAAAUCAAUUUCCGUUUAAGUGUCCGCUAUAUUUAGAAUCUUUUUGCCAGUUAACUUUGCCGUGAGACAGCUAUAUAGUCUGUGUUUCUAUCUCUGCUCUCGCCAAAGCAACCACACUCCAUUGGGAAAAAAAGUCAUUUUACCUGGCAGAACAUGGAGGUUGCUGGUCUAGCGCUGCCUCCAUCUGUUAGUUUAUUUGUGUUAUUGUCUGACUUUAGUUAGUUCAGAUUUACCAAAGUCACACAACAGCACAAACAAACGAACCAAUCGAGGCCGCGGUAGACCAGCAACCCUCGAGUUCUGCGAGGUAAAAUUAUAGUUUUUUUUUCAGUGGAGUCUGGUGGCUUUGGCGAGAGCACAGAUGGAUACAAUGUUCCCUUUCAGAAAGGGCUGUCUGAUGGCAAGGUAAAGAAAUGAAAAUAAUCUAAAUAUAGCAUACACAUGUACAGGUUGGCCUUUCUUUUAGGUGGCUAACAUACUGCCAUGCGGUAACUCCUGUCAGUCUUCUACUGUAGGUAAUACACCGACUAUGGAUAAGCACCUCAUACUAUCCCACUUCAAAACACACAUACUACCUUUUACUUUAAGUUCCGGGUCGUUGAGUUCCUGUAAGUGUUGUUUUCUCUUGUAAGUUUCACCUCUAAACAAAUCGGCCACAAACUGAAUGAGGUUUUGUGCGAGACUCAGGUCAAAAAAACACGAUGGACCCUGCGUUCUGACGUCCCCGUUGGCUGGUUAAUGUGAUUUUUUGGUAGGAAAUGGUAGCUUAAAUAAGGCCUUGUUGAGCUUCAUCGUCUCAACACGAAAGAGCCUUACAACCAGUAAGCCUGCCUCUAGUGUGCAGCGGCUCGGCCUUCACUUAACCUGACUACCAACACAUUCACCAAGGUGGAAAAUAAACACCACCACCACCAGCCAGCCAGCCAAAUGUGGGUAAACGUUGGUCGUAGGUGGCACCACAGGCCUCUUUGUUGUAUUCUUGUGGAGUGGUAGAAGUGGCUGGUUCGUUUUGUUGCAUUGUGUAAAAAUAUCCUGCCCUGCCUCCUCCCAUCGAGCCGCAGUGGAGGAUUGUGACAACACAGCCGGGAGAGGUGUUGGUAGUAACUGCCUUUUACCUGGUGGGCAGUGUUAUGUCACAGCACUUUUACAGGAAAAGGGAUCCUACUUGGAAAAAUUAGAAUAUGUGUCAGAAUUUUGUUUGAAAAUCUGCGUUUGGCCCCUCGAGCUUUCACAAAGUCUGUGUCUUGUUUCUUUAAAUUAAAAAGGUCAGUUCACCUUAGUUACAUAAAAAAAUCAUUUUUCUCUCGUAGUGUCUAGUCAUACAUCUAGUUUUGGUUUCAUUUGAGGUGUUUCAGAGAUUGCUGCCUCCACUCCAACACAUUGGAGGGCAGUUGGGGAAAUAAUUGCUUUCUUGGAAAGCAAGGUCGAUGAGAGGAUCAAUAGCACUCUCAUGUCUGCACGUUCAAUAUGAAACAGCAGCCAGUUAGCUUAGCAUAAAGACUGGAAACAGGGAGACAGCUAGCCUGGCACUAUCCAAAGGUAGCACAAUUAGCUUCACUAAUUAACGUGUACUGUUUGUUUAAUACGGUGUGGAAACAAGAACUUGAGGGUUAUGUGUCGGACUACUUCUUGUGAAAUUGUCCCACACAUGACUCCCUGUAAAGCCACAAGUAAUUGUUGUUUUUACAUUUUUUUUUAAACAUUCCCUCGUUUCCAGCCUUUUGUUGCGGCGGCGAUCUUUUCCUCUAAAGGCCAAGAAACACCAACCCCGACAUCAAGAGAACAAGCAGCGGCGAAGGCCGACUGUUGCGUCGCCUCACAUCGCCUUUGUCUCGGCCAAAACGUUGCACUCGACUACAGCCCACACCCAACUGCCACGUACGUUCUGUGCCUGCAUGAGACGAAAUAACUCUCCACACCAGCAGGCGGCGGUAGUCUGUAUUCGUCAUUCAAAAAAGAGAAACCGGGAGACGGCGGAUAUAUAAGCCGUUGUUACGAUACGUUCGUGAAAUAAAGCAGCGUCCGCCGACCGUUUUCACACCUUACUCGUCGGCUUGCUUUCCUCACACCCGUUUCUCUUCUCGUGCUCAUCGACGGGCUCCGCCGCCGGGUCAACGUGCUGAAUCGACUGUUAAAACUCCAACGUGAGCUGACGGUGCGGGACGCACGGCAAAAACUAGAGCCAACAGACGCUCACCGACGGCCCCGAACUGUCCGACGGCUGACCGUCGGCUUGGUGUGUCUGGGCCUUAACUCUCGGGCAAGAAAGCAAAUAAAGGUAUUUCCCAUUGUUAAUGAAUUGGUAAAGAUUACAUCUCAUCAUGUCUUAACUAACAAUCGUUGCGUCUCAAACCUGGACAAAUAACUACCUGCGUGACCAGACACGACUAGAAGUGAGAAAAUGUUGCUGUCAGUAUUUUUUUUUGGUGAACUGAUGGUUUGACACGAAACGCUCCAGCAGUGAUCACUGUGAGCGUCGUGGGUGUUGGAUGCUACCAGCAGCUGGAUGGACAGUUUGUUAGUCUCCCACCAGCCUCCCUCUCUUCCUCCCUUCCUUCCUCCCUCCCUCCCUCCCUCCUCUUCUUCUCUUUGUGCUGAAGAGCACAAACUGAGCAACACCAGCACUGCUGCCCACAUCUCCUCUGUCCUCCAGCUCUCUGCUUCAUGUUUCCACACCGAAGGGUUCGACUGGGCACACAAUAAACACACACACACACACACUGCCCGGUUCUCACAACCAACAAGCUUUUUCCACAUCCUGAACUCUGCUGCCAACACACAGCAGCUUAUUAUUUCCUUUAUUUUGUUAUUUUUUUUAUCACCCUGAUUUUUGAUUUUCUCACUCGCUUCCUCCUUUCCGGCCAGCUCCCCCCUCCUCCUCCUCCUCUUCCUCCUCUUCCUCCUCCUCCUCCUCCCCCUCCUCCUCCUCCUCUUCCUCUCUUCAUGCCAGGUAGAUAUUUCCUUUAUUUCUCAGGAAGUAUUUGAUAGAUCAUUUUAUGAGGAAAUGUAUCCGCCAGCAGCUCCCGUCACCACAGCACAACAACAGCUAAAUAAUCUUCCCCCGACACAUUCGCACCAAAAUUGAAAUCAUCAUUUGGGAACCUCUUGACCUGCCAGUGGCCCGUUUCCAUUUCACACAAAAAAAAAAGGCUUUUUUAAAAAUGCAAAAAUUAUCCUCCAAUGUUUGGAGCAGCACCUGGAAGAGAGACCAUCUUUAUAUUUUGUGUUUGUUGGGUUUAAUAGAGUAGUAGUAUUUUUUUUUUUCAGAGAUGGGGAAAGCAUUUUAAAACCCAGAGGAGAACGAAGACCCCUGUUCUUUUUUUGAAAGAGCAGUAACUUCUCAAGAGGAGUGUGGGGUGUUUUUAUAGCCGAGCAGACCGACAGACAGACUACACGUAUUCACUUGACUGACAGUCCUGCUUUUAACCUUUUUUGUUUUUGUUUACUUUUUUGACAAGCGGAAGGGAUGAGAGGUCAAUCCGAGAGCCGAAAUGUGAAUCUCUCUCUGCCCCUUGACGAAACUGUUGUAUAGACUCUCAUUCUUCAAACCUCUCCUUUUGGUUUUGUUUUUUUUGUUUUGUUUUUUUUGUUUUUGUUGUUGUUGUUGUUGUUGUUGUCGUCAGACAGCAUGGAAUAAUGACACUUGCAAAGUGGCGCUGAAAAAGUAAAUAAUGACAUAACCAUGAAUAAAGGAUUGUAAAAUAUUAAUAAAAGAAGUACUUUUCAGAAAAUUGCA
Messenger RNA from Sebastes umbrosus (honeycomb rockfish), 8404 nucleotides. RefSeq names its product CCR4-NOT transcription complex subunit 3-like. The record is from RefSeq and is a predicted model, not a curated record. NCBI's taxonomy places the organism in Eukaryota, Metazoa, Chordata, Actinopteri, Perciformes, Sebastidae. Gene Ontology annotation, cellular component: CCR4-NOT core complex; P-body; nucleus. Bases 223 to 3117 code for a protein of 964 amino acids. The transcript has 19 exons. Gene Ontology annotation, biological process: regulation of stem cell population maintenance; regulation of DNA-templated transcription; nuclear-transcribed mRNA poly(A) tail shortening.